AUGGUGAUAAAGUCUAUAGCAAAAGGCUUUAUACUGAACAAGUACACGUACCUACGAAAUCCAUGGAAUUGGCUGGAUUUUGUCGUGAUAACGAGCGGUUACGCGACCAUCGGAAUGGAGGUCGGCAAUCUGGCUGGUUUGAGAACAUUUAGGGUACUUAGGGCUCUCAAAACCGUCUCCAUUAUGCCAGGCCUCAAGACCAUCAUCAACGCUCUCCUCCACAGCUUCAAACAACUCGCUGAAGUUAUGACUCUGACCAUUUUCUGUCUGAUGGUCUUUGCUCUAUUUGCUCUGCAGGUGUACAUGGGAGAAUUGAGGAAUAAAUGUGUGAAACAGCAAGACCCUAAUGGAACACAAGUCGAUUGGAGAGAGUGGACUUGGAACUCAUCCAAUUGGGCCUUCGACGAAGACGAACAUCCGAUCAUAUGUGGAAAUGUCACUGGUGCCAGACACUGCAAUGAGAGCUACACGUGCCUUUGCGUAGGUCCAAAUCCUAAUCAUGGCUACACGAAUUUCGACAAUUUUCUGUGGUCAAUGCUCACCACUUUUCAGCUGAUUACUUUGGACUACUGGGAGGAUGUCUAUAAUAAGGUGUUGUCAGCGUGUGGGCCUAUUAGCGUUACGUUCUUCACGGUGGUCGUGUUCUUUGGAUCGUUCUAUCUCAUCAAUCUGAUGCUCGCUGUUGUGGCACUGAGCUACGAAGAAGAGGCUGAGAUUACAAACGAGGAACGAAAAAAAGAUCUCACGGAUCACCGCGAAGACUCGACGUUUAGUUUUGACCCCACGAAAAUCAACAUUAAGACGUUAACGAAGGAGAAGCAGAAAAAAAUUGACGCGAGAAAGGGAGUUUUACUCAGCAGUUACACAAGAAAGAAAACGAGAAGAAGAAAACGGGGAAGAAGUACUGCUGGACAGGAGAAGAAUGGUGGUGCCAGGAGCAGGUCACAAACAAAUAAACGCGAUCAGUCAGUGACACCUAGCCCUAGUCCAAGUCCGAGGCAUUCAAAUGCUCGACCCUCAAAUCUUCCACUUCAAGUGGCUCCAAAACCACCUGAUCCAGUCCACCGCCUCGCCCCCCAUCGCAACAUGCUACACUCGAGACAAGCAAGCAACAAUAGCAAUCAACAGUCAUCACUGGAUGAUUCUGGAGUUGUGGAUGAUCAUGAUGGGGAUGAUGUAACAUCAGCCGAGGAGCAUGAGAGGCGAGAACACAGAGUAGAAAGAGCCGAACGCUCACAGACACAACAAGUGACUGGGAUUGCUGAACGUACUUUACCACUAGCACCUGUUACUGUGUCAGUUAGGAGUAGAAGUAGGGAGAUCAGGGUACUCAAAUGCAAUGGCGUCAAAACAAAAAAGCAGUUGUAUACUUUACCGCCCGAGUAUCUUUCCCACAUUGUUGUUCUUGAUGAUCUGCCGGAUCGAAACUGUGACAAAUGUAUCCAAUGCUGCGUGGACUACGAGGGCUGGCUUCGCUUCCAAAACUGUCUCUACAAGGUGGUUAGAGAUCCUCUCUUCGAGCUGACGAUCACCCUGUGUAUCGUCCUGAAUACUGGCUUCCUCGCCCUGGAGCAUCAUGGAAUGUCGGAAUCAGUCCGUCAGGCGCUGAACAUCGGCAACAAAGUUUUCACUAGCAUCUUUACAUUCGAGUGCUUCCUGAAGCUCCUCGCCCUGAGCAAAGACUUCUUUAAAAACGGCUGGAACAACUUCGAUCUUAUUAUCGUAUCCGCUUCUCUGAUUGAUCUGGCCUUCGAACUCGUCGAUGGUCUCUCAGUUCUUCGAGGAUUACGUCUCCUGCGUGUUCUUAAGCUCGCCCAAUCUUGGACGACAAUGAAAGUUCUUCUCAGUAUCAUCAUUUCCAGUAUCGAAGCCUUGGGAAAUCUGACCCUCGUUCUCGUAAUUGUCAUCUACAUAUUCGCUGUGAUCGGCAUGCAGCUCUUCAGUAAAGACUACACAGCUGAUAAAUUUUUCCCCGAUCCCGUUCCCCGCUGGAAUUUCAACGACUUCUUCCACUCAUUCAUGAUGAUAUUCCGGAUUCUUUGUGGUGAAUGGAUCGAGCCCCUCUGGGACUGCAUGAGAGCCGAAAAGUACGAAGGACCGGAAACCUGUUUCGCCAUAUUUUUACCCGCCCUGGUAAUGGGUAACUUCAUGGUGCUCAACCUCUUCUUGGCCUUGUUGCUCAACAGCUUCAAUUCCGAAGAGCUCAAGCAGAAAAAACAAGAAGUCGGUGAAGACUCGAAACUAGCCAAAUCAUUCGAUCGAAUAAGAUCGAUAGUUCGUAAGAAGAGAUACAGAAAGGAGAAUUCCGAGAAUAAAAAGAAUAUGAGACUGGAGCAAAUAGUGAGGGAGGUGAUGGACAAGUCUGAUAAGGAGAAGUACGCGAUACAGGAGACAGUGCUGACUCUACCAAAGGAGAAUAUUUACAAUCGGUCGUAUCAGGAGAGUCUGAAUCAGCCGGUGUUCACGUAUGAGCCGAUAUAUCGACAAGCUACGGUUACGACUUACAGCCAGAGCAGUCAGGAGACUGUCAGAAGAUUGGAUGACACCAAAGCAGACAGUUGUGAGACCAAUGUCGACGAGAAUAUAGAGAUGGAAGUGCUCAAGGAGCAGUCUAUCAUGCUUCCUGAAUCCAUGGAGAAGCAACCGCUGCCUCCGGAGAAGACAACACCUCAGAAAAAGGACAACAGUCGAUUGGACAAGAGACCCUGGCACGCUUUGGUCAGUUAUGUUGAUGAGUUGACAGUUGGUGGUAGAAGAGACAGCAAGGGAAGGUACAUCGAUGGUCUGGGAUCCUUUCCUGGAUUCGGCAGAAACAAACCCGAUAAAGUACCUCAGGACUGCUUUCCACAGCAUUGCUAUCAAAAAUGCAGCUGUAUAAAUCAAUGUAUCGCCACUGAUCUGGGUAGAAAAUGGAUAAAAUUACGAACAGCUGUACUCUCAGUCGUCGAUACACCAGCAUUUGAAUGGAUGAUUCUCGUAUUUAUAUUUUCAUCAUCCGUAACACUUUGUUUCGAGGAUAUUUAUCUCGAUGACAAUCCAUUUCUCAAGAAUAUAUUGUACUGGACGAAUCUUGCAUUCUGCGCAUUAUUCAGCGUCGAGAUGCUGCUCAAGUGGCUUGCCCUUGGAUUUUGUAAAUACUUCACCAGUUUCUGGACAAUCCUGGAUUUUAUAAUUGUUUUCGUAUCCAUGUUUAGCCUUUUGAUAGAAGAAAAUGAAAACCUCAAAGUGCUGAGAUCGUUGAGAACUCUUCGAGCCUUGAGACCACUCAGGGCAAUCUCGAGAUGGCAAGGCAUGAGGAUUGUAGUGAACGCGUUGAUGUACGCAAUACCCAGUAUUUUCAACGUGCUCCUCGUUUGUCUCGUGUUCUGGCUGAUAUUCUCCAUAAUGGGAGUUCAAUUCUUCGGUGGAAAGUUUUUCAAAUGUUUGGACGAGUACGGCGAGCUUGUUGAUAUUUCGAUAGUGAACACGAGAAAUGAUUGCCUAACAAAGAAUUACACUUGGGAAAACAGUAAAAUAACUUUCGAUCACGUUGGUAUCGCUUAUUUGGCACUAUUCCAAGUCGCUACUUUCGAGGGCUGGAUGGAAGUGAUGGAGGACGCUGUAGAUUCUAGAGGUGUUGAUCUUCAACCGCAAAGAGAAGCUAACUUGUGGGCCUACAUAUAUUUCGUUAUAUUUAUCGUCUGUGGUUCCUUCUUCACACUCAAUCUCUUCAUCGGAGUAAUCAUUGAUAAUUUUAAUAUGCUGAAGAAGAAGUACGAGGGUGGCGUGUUAGAAAUGUUUCUGACCGAGAGUCAGAAGCACUACUACACAGCCAUGAAAAAGCUCGGUCGUAAAAAACCACAAAAAGUCAUAAAACGUCCGCUGAAUCAAUUCCUAGCCAUGUUCUACGACUUGUCCAACUCGAGAAGAUUCGAAAUAGCGAUCUUCGUCUUGAUAUUUUUAAAUAUGCUGACAAUGGGAAUAGAGCAUUACAAUCAGCCACACCCAAUAUUCUUCCUUCUGGAAGUGUCCAAUGCAUUUUUUACAACGGUAUUUGGACUUGAAGCAAUCGUGAAGAUAAUUGGACUGCGUUAUCACUACUUCACUGUACCCUGGAAUCUGUUUGAUUUUCUACUGGUUCUUGCAUCGAUACUUGGAAUACUCAUGGAGGACAUAAUGAUUGAUUUUCCCGUGUCCCCGACGCUCCUGCGAGUCGUGAGGGUGUUCAGAAUCGGACGGAUACUGAGACUUAUCAAAGCAGCCAAAGGAAUAAGAAAACUUUUGUUCGCACUUGUCGUCAGUUUGCCGGCUCUCUUCAAUAUUGGGGCAUUACUUGCUCUUAUCACGUUCAUAUAUGCCAUUAUCGGCAUGUCAGUUUUUGGACAUGUGAGGAAGCAGGGUGCACUCGAUGACAUGGUGAAUUUUGAGACCUUUGGUCGGAGCAUGCAGCUGUUGUUUCGCUUGAUGACGUCGGCAGGGUGGAAUGACGUCCUGGAGUCUCUAAUGGUUCAACCGCCGGACUGCGAUCCCACCCCAACCAGCCGGCAGUUGAACGGAGACUGCGGAUAUCCACUCCUAGCCAUCACAUACUUCACGUCUUUUAUAAUCAUCAGCUACAUGAUUGUUAUCAACAUGUACAUCGCUAUUAUCCUGGAAAAUUUCAACCAGGCGCACCAAGAAGAAGAGAUCGGCAUUGUCGAGGAUGACUUGGAGAUGUUUUACAUAAGAUGGUCCAAAUAUGAUCCCCAUGCAACUCAAUUUAUACGCUUCUCCCAACUGAGUGAUUUCAUCGCAAGCUUAGACCCACCUUUGGGAAUAUCAAAGCCCAAUGUUGUUGCGUUGGUGAGCUUUAAUCUUCCUAUAGCCAAGGGCAACAAGAUACAUUGUCUGGACAUCCUUCACGCUCUCGUCAAGCACGUACUCGGACACGUCGAGGAGUCGGAAGAUUUUCGUAAACUCCAGGAACAGAUGGAUGGAAAAUUCAAGAAACAAUUUCCAACGAGAAAGGAAUUGGAAAUUGUUUCCUCGACGAGACUUUGGAAGAGGCAGGACAAAGCUGCCAGGCUCAUACAACGUACAUUCCGUGAAUAUAUAGCAAUGAAAAAAGAGAGAGAGAGAAUAGCUCACGAGGUGGAUUCUCAGACUCAAACAUCUAGCCCGGGUGGUAUGGGAAGCGAUGGCAGAGGCGGUGGGUGGGGUGGUAAGCUUUCGGCUCUUCUCCACGUACAUCGGGGCAGUCGGGCCAGUAGCCGCAAGUCCUCGAGGGCCAGCGACGCCAGCGAUCUCAGCGAGUUAGGAACAGCAUCUGCAUGGCUAUUUCCAAAUCUUCCACUCUUGCUGCUCUCCGGCGCCACAGGUACCCAUGAGGACCUGCAGCCCCCCGCCUUAACCGUAUCCCGUCCCUCGCCAACCAUGGAACAACCCUCCGCCAUGUCUGCCACCUCCAGCUCUGGCUCAGACUCUCAUGUCACUGUCAGAUCAUCGGGUGCGACUCUAGGUCGUCAGGACGCUGUGGAAUCCUAUGCAGAUGACGACGCCCUGAGUCCCCCGACGUCGAAACGAGGUUCGUUGAGACCUAGUGGCACUGCCCUAUCGCUCAAUAUGCUCCAACGAGACAUAAAAGACGCAUUCACGAGGAGAUGUAGUAGCCUUCGACGAAGAUCAGCAGUUCCAAGUCCUCUGGCCCACGAACCAGCACCUCUCAGAAUACCUGAUCGCAGUGACGUCAGUAUCCUUGUGACUGAACCGAGUCCUGAGAAUACGAUACCCUCGGGACGACCUCCAUUGCUCAGGCAACAGUCAGAGGCAACUGUUGUUCAUGUUCUUGUACAUCGGGAGAGCGAGGAGUACCAGGAAACACCUGAUGACAGCUGAUCGUAGCGUCCUCAAGGACAUCACUGUCACGGAAUUAUUUUCAUCGUCUUUAAAGAUAUUUGUCGAUUCUCUGCUUUGUUCAUUGCUGGAAGAAAAGUCUCGAUUUUUUUUGUCUGAAUAAAACGAUGUCUCGUCAUUCCAUUUUUAUGUGAUACCUCAGAUGUAAUUAUUUAUAAAAAUCCAAAAUGUUUAUUGAAGUGUGGUAGCAGUUUAUGGCAGGAUAUUUUUUUACUUUUAGGAUUUUUGUUGUGAGGAUUUUUUGGAGGCAAUUGACCGACUAUAACCCUUUGAUCUAUAUUUUUUCGUGUAGAAUUAACUGUAUUUCUGUGUUAUUGACGUGAUGCUGUUGAUGACAAUUGACGAAUUGAAUUGAGAUUUUUCUUCCAUCCCAAAAUGAGCAAAAAAAUACGCGUUAUUUGCCCUUUUUCUCAAGACGCCUCCGAGUCUUCCGCCAACUUUAUAAUCUCUUAUCCUUUUUCAUUUUAAAACAUAUAAUCAGCGAGGAUAUUUCAAAAGACAUCUUAAUUUUUUCAUAUAAAAUUAGAUGAGAGCCUGAUAAACGUUACUGCCUCGUAGAGUGAAAGCACACGAGCAUCUGGAAAAUGACUCGUAAUUCCGGGGAAGCGUUCAGUAAAUCCCAGUGAUGAGUGCAUAAAAAAUUCAAUAGAGUUUUUAUCUACUUGCAAUUAGAGUCAAUUGCGGAAAUCGUUACGUCGGAAUUGCGAGAGAUCUCCUAGUGAUGUCUCUAAUCCAUUAGAUUUUAAUGAACAAAUAAAACAACAACCGAAAGCUUGAUUUGAUUGAAGUUAAUGAUAGUGACGCAUUUGCAUGGAAAACAAAAGCGAAUUUAGAAAAUUUGAAUUUAUCGUUAUUGAAUUAACGCAGUUAAGUAGGUGUAGGCACAUUUAGGGCGGUGGGAGGAAUAUUAAAUUAAUGGUAUCGUCGCUCCAUUGAUGAUAACGAUUCAUUAUCAAAGUUGCUCCCAUAAUAUCUCUGGAAAAUUAACAUUUUACUCAUCACCUGAACUCAUUUCCCAAUAUGUUGUAGAUAUCUCAAAAAUUCAGGGGAGAAAUAAUAGUCGAAUUGCAGGUAUAGAAAAUUUUAUUUGACAAAAAUCAUAAUUGGGAAAAUGGGAAAG
This is a messenger RNA of Fopius arisanus, 6991 nucleotides long. Its product is annotated as Na channel protein 60E. NCBI's taxonomy places the organism in Eukaryota, Metazoa, Arthropoda, Insecta, Hymenoptera, Braconidae. Bases 1 to 5853 code for a protein of 1950 amino acids. The transcript has 20 exons. Gene Ontology annotation, molecular function: voltage-gated sodium channel activity; protein binding. Gene Ontology annotation, cellular component: plasma membrane; voltage-gated sodium channel complex. Gene Ontology annotation, biological process: sodium ion transmembrane transport; neuronal action potential; membrane depolarization during action potential. The record is from RefSeq and is a predicted model, not a curated record.